Pteropus alecto (black flying fox) is the source of this 3634-nucleotide messenger RNA. It is a transcript of the gene CLCN6, whose product is annotated as chloride voltage-gated channel 6. Lineage: Eukaryota; Metazoa; Chordata; Mammalia; Chiroptera; Pteropodidae. Gene Ontology annotation, biological process: chloride transport; transmembrane transport. Gene Ontology annotation, molecular function: voltage-gated chloride channel activity. Gene Ontology annotation, cellular component: intracellular membrane-bounded organelle; lysosomal membrane. The transcript has 23 exons. Bases 168 to 2780 code for a protein of 870 amino acids. The record is from RefSeq and is a predicted model, not a curated record.
AUCGUCAUGUGACGCGAGCCCUCGCCCCACCCGUCUGCAGCCACUCCCUGUCUCCGUCCCCAAACUCGAGAGGGCCACGUGACCCUCCCGGGGCCAGUCACGUGAGGCGCGGAUUCUGGGUGGGAGGGGGUUGGCUCAGGGGUCCGGAGUGGCAGUAAAGGAGGAAGAUGGCGGGGUGCCGGGGGUCCCUGUGCUGCUGCUGCCGGUGGUGCUGUUGCUGCGGUGAGCGUGAGACCCGCACCCCGGAGGAGCUGACCAUCCUUGGAGAAACACACGAGGAGGAGGAUGAGAUCCUUCCAAGGAAAGACUAUGAGAGUUUGGAUUAUGAUCGCUGUAUCAAUGACCCUUACCUGGAAGUUUUGGAAACCAUGGAUAAUAAGAAGGGUCGAAGGUAUGAGGCGGUGAAGUGGAUGGUGGUGUUUGCCAUCGGAGUCUGCACUGGGCUGGUGGGUCUCUUUGUGGACUUCUUUGUGCGCCUCUUCACCCAGCUCAAGUUUGGAGUAGUAGAGAUAUCGGUGGAGGAAUGCAGCCAGAAAGGCUGCCUCGCCCUGUCCCUUCUCGAACUCUUGGGUUUCAACUUGACUUUUGUCUUCUUGGGGAGCCUUCUUGUUCUAAUUGAGCCAGUGGCAGCAGGUUCCGGGAUACCCGAGAUCAAAUGCUAUCUGAAUGGCGUGAAGGUGCCUGGCAUUGUCCGUCUCCGCGCCCUGCUCUGCAAAGCCUUCGGAGUGCUGCUCAGCGUGGCUGGAGGGCUCUUUGUGGGGAAGGAAGGCCCCAUGAUCCACAGUGGCGCGGUGGUGGGUGCUGGCCUCCCUCAGUUUCAGAGCAUCUCCUUACGGAAAAUCCAGAUUAACUUCCCCUAUUUCCGAAGUGACAGAGACAAGCGGGACUUCGUGUCGGCAGGGGCGGCUGCUGGCGUCGCUGCAGCCUUUGGGGCUCCCAUUGGGGGGACCUUGUUCAGUCUGGAGGAGGGCUCGUCCUUCUGGAACCAGGGGCUCACGUGGAAAGUGCUCUUUUGUUCCAUGUCUGCCACCUUCACCCUCAACUUCUUUCGUUCCGGGAUUCAGUUUGGAAGUUGGGGUGCUUUCCAGCUCCCUGGAUUGCUGAACUUCGGCGAGUUUAAGUGCUCUGACUCUGAUAAAAAAUGUCAUCUCUGGACAGCUAUGGAUUUGGGGUUCUUCGUUGUGAUGGGGAUCAUUGGGGGCCUCUUGGGAGCCACGUUCAACUGUCUGAACAAGAGGCUUGCAAAGUACCGCAUGCGGAACGUGCACCCGAAACCCAAGCUCGUCAGAGUCUUAGAGAGCCUCUUGGUGUCUCUGGUAACCACGGUGGUGGUGUUCGUGGCCUCAAUGGUGUUAGGAGAAUGCCGACAGAUAUCGUCUUCGAGUCAAGACGGUAAUGACUCGUUCCUGCUCCAGGUCACGUCCGAAGAUGCGAAUUCAAGUAUCAAGAACUUUUUUUGUCCCAACGAGACCUACAAUGACAUGGCCACACUCUUCUUCAAUCCCCAGGAGUCUGCCAUCCUUCAGCUCUUCCACCAGGACGGUACCUUUAGCCCCAUCACUUUGGCCUUGUUCUUCGUCCUCUAUUUCUUGCUUGCAUGUUGGACUUACGGCAUUUCUGUUCCAAGUGGCCUUUUUGUGCCUUCUCUGCUCUGUGGAGCUGCGUUUGGACGUUUAGUUGCCAAUGUCCUCAAAAGCUACAUUGGAUUGGGCCAUAUCUACUCGGGGACCUUCGCCCUGAUUGGUGCCGCGGCUUUCUUGGGUGGGGUCGUCCGUAUGACCAUCAGUCUCACAGUCAUCCUGAUUGAGUCUACCAAUGAGAUCACCUACGGACUUCCCAUUAUGAUCACUCUGAUGGUGGCCAAAUGGACAGGCGACUUUUUCAAUAAGGGCAUUUAUGAUAUCCACGUGGGCCUGCGAGGGGUGCCACUUCUGGAAUGGGAGACAGAGGUGGAGAUGGACAAACUGAGGGCCAGUGACAUCAUGGAACCCAACCUGACCUACGUCUACCCGCACACCCGCAUCCAGUCUCUGGUCAGCAUCCUGCGCACCACUGUCCACCAUGCCUUCCCGGUGGUCACGGAGAACCGGGGCAAUGAGAAGGAGUUCAUGAAGGGCAACCAGCUCAUCAGUAACAACAUCAAAUUCAAGAAAUCCAGCAUCCUCACCCGAGCCGCUGAGCAGCGCAGACGCAGCCAGUCCAUGAAGUCCUACCCGUCGAGCGAGCUGCGGAACAUGUGUGACGAGCACGUGGCCUCCGAGGAGCCGGCAGAGAAGGAGGACCUCCUGCAGCAGAUGCUCGAGCGGAGAUACACUCCCUACCCCAACCUAUACCCUGAUCAGUCCCCAAGUGAAGACUGGACCAUGGAGGAACGCUUCCGCCCUCUGACCUUCCACGGCCUGAUCCUUCGGUCGCAGCUUGUCACCCUGCUCGUCCGAGGAGUUUGUUAUUCUGAAAGUCAGUCGAGCUCCAGCCAGCCGCGCCUUUCCUAUGCCGAGAUGGCCGAGGAUUACCCGCGGUACCCCGACAUCCACGACCUGGACCUGACGCUCCUGAACCCGCGGAUGAUUGUGGAUGUCACCCCGUACAUGAACCCUUCGCCCUUCACUGUCUCACCCAACACCCACGUCUCCCAAGUUUUCAGCCUGUUCAGAACGAUGGGCCUGCGGCACCUGCCGGUGGUGAACGCGGUGGGAGAGAUUGUCGGGAUCAUCACCCGACACAACCUGACGUACGAAUUUCUGCAGGCUCGGCUGCGGCAGCAUUGCCAGACCAUCUGAGGGCUUGGCUCGGCCUGCCGCGGGCCAGCCCACCCUCUCCUGGAGCUGCGGGGGGAUGCAGCUCGCUCAUGCUUCGUCGCCGUGGCUGGCUGCGUUGGUCCAGGGCACGGAAGGUGCCCAGUCACCCACUCGCUCAGAAAGGCUGCAGUCAUUGGACACUUUGCUGGCCAGAGAUCCUGGGGAUGGUGUCGAACCAUCAGAGUUUGGGCUUGUCUGACUUUCUCAGCAAGUAUCUUCCUGUUUGCCGCCCCCCGAGUUCCUACCAUCCAGUGUCGCACAGGCCCCAGGCCCCUGCACCCCCCGAGCACCAGGGCCAGAGCGGAAGGCAGGCCUCCCCAACUGGAGGGCAUCACCCAGAACAGUGUCCCUGCCCCCUUACCCCCCAGGAGCCCCAGCUGUGGCCUUAAACCAUGAGAGGGGACCGUGGCCAAGGCAAACACUGGGGGGGUCCCAGUUGCAAAAUUAAGUGAACUACUAAAUUCAGGAGUUGGGCACCGAAACGGUGUUUCAGGGAGGCCUUCCUCGGGGGGACUGUCAGCUCGGCAUCUGCGACAGGUCAUUUUGCAGGAAGUGUUGUGCUUCCGCGGCAUGAGCUCUGGCGCUCUGGUCUGGCCCCGUGGUUUCAGUCUCCUGAGAGCCACCACCCUCCAGAAGCACAAAGCAUUAAAGUCCCUCCGACAACCUCUGAACAAGAAAUCCGGCAGAAGGGUCAGAUUGGCGUCUGCCCUGGUUUUUAACAUUUCAGCUUUCUCUCCAUUUCCCAAAUUACUCAUGGUCUCCUAGUGAGUUUUUUAUCCUGAUUUGUCCCUGUGCCUUUUCACGUCCACUAAAUUACUAAACUUCCCUUAAGUUUC